This is a messenger RNA of Sarcophilus harrisii (Tasmanian devil), 2573 nucleotides long. It is a transcript of the gene HSPA5, whose product is annotated as heat shock protein family A (Hsp70) member 5. The record is from RefSeq and is a predicted model, not a curated record. The transcript is spliced from 9 exons. Gene Ontology annotation, biological process: endoplasmic reticulum unfolded protein response; cellular response to unfolded protein; protein refolding. Gene Ontology annotation, molecular function: ATP-dependent protein folding chaperone; misfolded protein binding; ATP hydrolysis activity. NCBI's taxonomy places the organism in Eukaryota, Metazoa, Chordata, Mammalia, Dasyuromorphia, Dasyuridae. Bases 237 to 2204 code for a protein of 655 amino acids. Gene Ontology annotation, cellular component: nucleus; membrane; cytoplasm.
GCCUCCACGACGGGGCUGGGGGGUGGAUAUAUAAGAGAAGUCGGGGCCGGCUCGGGCCCAUACUUGACCAACGGACUGACGGGAGACCAUUGAGAGUGCUGAGACUUUUUGCAAACCAGCCGUGCGAGGUUGUUCACUCUUCCUCCGAGUUAACUCCAUCGAAGGAAUCUUGUCGGGAGAGCGGAGGGCGAACGGAAGCGCAGAUAAGCAGGAGGGCGGGCGGACCUAGAGACAGGAUGAGGCGCUCGCUCGUGGCGGCCGCUCUGCUGCUCCUGGUGGCCAUGGGGGCUCGGGCUGACGAAGACGACAAGAAGGAGGACGUGGGCACGGUGGUGGGCAUCGAUCUGGGCACCACUUACUCGUGUGUUGGCGUGUUUAAGAAUGGUCGAGUGGAAAUUAUUGCCAAUGAUCAGGGCAACCGAAUCACACCUUCCUAUGUGGCUUUCACCCCAGAAGGAGAGCGGCUCAUUGGUGAUGCCGCCAAAAACCAGCUUACCUCAAACCCCGAGAACACAGUCUUUGACGCUAAGCGGCUGAUUGGCCGAACGUGGAAUGACCCUUCAGUGCAGCAGGACAUUAAAUACCUGCCUUUCAAGGUGGUUGAAAAGAAGACCAAACCAUACAUUCAGGUAGAUGUUGGAGGUGGACAAACAAAGACAUUUGCUCCUGAAGAAAUUUCUGCUAUGGUCCUGACUAAGAUGAAGGAAACAGCUGAGGCAUAUCUAGGCAAAAAGGUUACUCAUGCAGUUGUUACCGUUCCUGCCUAUUUCAAUGAUGCCCAGCGUCAAGCAACCAAAGAUGCUGGUACUAUUGCUGGUCUUAAUGUCAUGAGGAUAAUCAAUGAACCUACUGCAGCUGCUAUUGCCUACGGCCUAGACAAGAGGGAGGGAGAAAAGAACAUCCUUGUGUUUGAUCUGGGUGGUGGCACCUUUGAUGUGUCCUUGCUCACCAUUGACAAUGGAGUGUUUGAAGUGGUGGCCACAAAUGGUGACACUCAUUUGGGUGGAGAAGACUUCGAUCAGCGAGUCAUGGAGCACUUUAUUAAGUUGUACAAAAAGAAAACUGGAAAAGAUGUGAGGAAAGACAACAGAGCUGUGCAGAAACUUCGAAGGGAAGUUGAAAAGGCUAAACGGGCCUUGUCCUCUCAACAUCAGGCUAGAAUUGAAAUUGAAUCUUUCUUUGAAGGUGAAGAUUUCUCUGAGACACUCACUCGUGCUAAGUUUGAAGAACUAAACAUGGAUUUGUUCCGGUCUACAAUGAAGCCUGUCCAGAAAGUACUAGAGGAUUCAGACUUGAAGAAGUCUGAUAUUGAUGAAAUUGUUCUUGUUGGGGGCUCUACUCGGAUCCCUAAAAUACAACUAUUGGUGAAAGAGUUCUUCAAUGGCAAAGAGCCUUCCCGGGGUAUUAAUCCAGAUGAAGCUGUUGCUUAUGGUGCUGCUGUCCAGGCUGGUGUAUUGUCUGGUGAUCAAGAUACUGGUGAUCUGGUGCUUCUUGAUGUGUGUCCCCUUACACUUGGCAUUGAAACUGUUGGUGGUGUCAUGACCAAAUUAAUCCCAAGAAAUACUGUUGUGCCCACCAAGAAAUCUCAGAUCUUUUCUACUGCUUCUGAUAAUCAGCCAACUGUCACUAUCAAAGUCUAUGAAGGUGAGCGACCUCUGACCAAGGAUAAUCACCUCCUGGGAACAUUUGACUUGACGGGAAUUCCUCCUGCUCCUCGAGGGGUCCCUCAGAUUGAAGUCACCUUUGAAAUAGAUGUGAAUGGUAUUCUUCGGGUCACCGCUGAAGACAAGGGCACCGGGAACAAGAAUAAGAUCACAAUCACCAAUGACCAAAACCGUCUUACACCAGAAGAGAUUGAGAGGAUGGUAAACGAUGCUGAGAAGUUUGCUGAGGAGGACAAGAAGCUUAAAGAACGUAUUGAUAGCCGAAAUGAGCUGGAGAGUUAUGCCUAUUCACUAAAGAACCAGAUUGGUGAUAAGGAAAAGCUGGGUGGAAAGCUCUCCUCUGAAGACAAGGAGAUUGUAGAAAAAGCAGUGGAAGAAAAAAUUGAGUGGCUUGAGAGUCACCAAGAUGCAGAAAUUGAAGAUUUCAAAGCAAAAAAGAAGGAACUUGAAGAGAUUGUCCAGCCUAUUGUUAGUAAGCUAUAUGGUGGUGCAGGCCCUCCCCCAGGGAGCGAAGAAACGGGAGAAAAAGAUGAGUUGUAGACACCACUUGUGUGUGUUGUAAUAUUGUAAAUACUGGACUCAGGAACUUUUUGUUAGGAGAAAAUGGAGAGAACUCAAUCUCGAAUGUAAUUGGAAUCUUCACUAUGGAGUGGAGUUGAAAAUGCUAUAAGCCCAAGUGGCUGUUUGCUGCUUUUGUUAGCAGUUACUCUUGGGGGGGGUUGGGUGGUGGGAGGGGGGAAUGGUUGGAAGGGGAUUAGAAUUGGCUUAAAGUGGGGAGGGGGAAAGAAAUCUGGGUUGGCAAAUGUGUUCACCUUGCAAAUGUUAUAUUUAACAAUUGGGUCAUGUGCAUUUUGGUGUAGAACUUUUUUUCUACCAUUAAGUGAUACCAAUAAAUGUUUGUUAUUUACA